Messenger RNA from Stegastes partitus (bicolor damselfish), 3502 nucleotides. RefSeq names its product multiple epidermal growth factor-like domains protein 9. The transcript is spliced from 6 exons. The coding region runs from base 108 to 1925 and encodes 605 amino acids. The record is from RefSeq and is a predicted model, not a curated record. Lineage: Eukaryota; Metazoa; Chordata; Actinopteri; Pomacentridae. Gene Ontology annotation, biological process: animal organ morphogenesis; tissue development.
CAGCAGCGUACGCCGCCGGGAGACAUCAAUGGUGGAGUACGCGUCCAUUCAGGGAAAGGUCUGAGAGAGACCGUUACUGGGGCUUACAUGGAGAGCUGAAACUGAAUAUGAGGCUAACGUCCUUAAUGAUGCACAUAUCUCCGGUUCUGCUAUUUAUUUUGUAUGUAUAUAUCGGAUUUUCUGAAGCUGCACCCCGCAUCAGUCCCUACGAUGCGUCGCCUAUCUCCAGGAAGCCCGGCUCAGCCUCCGACACCUGGGAGACCUUCCACACCGACAUGCCUCCGACUUUACCCGAGAGCACGUUCACUCUCGGGCCUCUAGCCGGACUCACACCAGUUGUUUCAGCCGGGCCAGCCUCCUCCACCACCACUACAAGCCCUAGCUCCGAAACUGCAACCACCCUCCAGCCUCCAACAACAGAUCCGACAACCACCACCACCGCUACUAGCACCACCACCGCCCCCGAUCCUGGAAUAUUCUCAGCCACUAAAGAUCAAAUCAUUUUCAGAUCAACCGGCAAACGAUCCACCGAUGCACAAACAUCACUUUUUACUCCGGAGAAAACGCUGCAGACCAUGGUGUCCAUGGUUUCCCAGCGCACAGCAAACGAUGCCUGGGCUGCAGAUAAAAUUGGCACAUCUGUUACCUCAAUAGAGAACAGUCAAGAGGGCAUUUGUAACUGCAGCAGCGGUGGUGAGGGGAUUUUGGAUCCGGACGAAUGCGAGCAGAGCACUGGUCAGUGUUCGUGUCUGUCGGGCUAUACCGGUCUGCAGUGUGAGGACUGUGAGGAGGGACACUUCACCAACGGCACCAGCGGCUGCCUGCCCUGCGCCUGCGACUCCUACGGUGCAGUGAACCACCUCUGUGACAGCUCAGGGAUAUGCAUGUGCAAGACAGGAGUGUACGGACCCAAGUGUGAUGAAUGCCACCCAGGUUUCUUCCACUUCAGUAGCACUGGCUGCCGGCCCUGCCAGUGUAACAACCACACCAACUACUGCCAUCCACAGUCUGGAGUGUGUCUGAACUGUGAGGGCAACACCCAGGGAUCCAACUGUGAGGAGUGUAAGCCUGGUUUCUACCGCAGCCCCAGAGCUGCCCUGACCGACCCCUGUGCACCGUGCCCAUGCUCCAACUCCACCUCCACUGGCACCUGUUACACCGAUUCCAGUGGCUCCCCAGUGUGUGACCAGUGCCUUCCCCGGUAUAGCGGCCCACACUGUGAUGAGUGCAGCUCCGGCUUCUACAGAGCAAAAGGGGCUUGUGUGCCGUGCAACUGCAGUGGGAAUGCAGACCCUCAGGGCCCCGCCCAGCUCUGUCACCCUGACACCGGCCACUGCCUCCGCUGCAUCAACAACACAAUCGGACCCCAGUGCCAGCUCUGUGCUCCUGGCUUCAUAGGGGACGCUCAAGCACAUAACUGCACCCGUCCAACACCCCGACUCAUUCCCACACCAGCAAAUACAAACACAACCGAGGCCCUCACAUCUAGCACAUCCUCUCCAGCACGAGGCCUCCCAGCCUCCACAUCCAGCAGCAGCAACACUAGCACCGCACUGAGCACAGCCGCCACCACCACCCAGGCUCUGCUGACCAGCCUGAGCAGCCCCACCGACAACACCACAGCAGCCCUGACUGAAGUCUCCUGGACGCAGUUCAACAUCAUCAUCCUGGCUGUCAUCAUCCUGGUGGUGCUGCUGCUGCUGGGCUUCGUGGGAGGCGUGUACACCUACCGGGAGUAUCAGAACCGCAAGCUCAAUGCCCCCUUCUGGACCAUCGAACUAAAAGAGGACAACAUCAGCUUCAGCAGCUACCACGACAGCAUUCCCAACGCUGACGUGUCGGGCCUGCUGGAGGACGAGGCCAACGAGGUGGCACCCAAUGGCCAGCUGGCACUCACCACGCAGGGAAACUGCUACAAGGCUUAGCACUCCAUCCAUCCCCCCCAAACCAGACACCUAGAUUUACAGAUGACACAAAGCUGCUGGAAAGUACCAAAUCCAAAGCUCCUAUAUGUAUGACUGCUUGUUGUCACCCUGCUUAUCUACAGCAUUCACAACACUUGGCAAACUGACAGAGAGAUCAAAAAUUUGGAAAAGAGAGUUUCCGUUUGAGGCGAUUUCCCUUUUUGAUAUGAUUUUGUGUGGAAUGGGCGAUUAGGGAAAAGGGGUCCAAAGAAGUUUUGUUUGAGUUGUGCCUGUAGAGGGCACAGAUUCGUUAGGUAAUUGGCAUUAGACAGGGGCAAAGCAUACACCUGUUUGCUGAAACAAUGAUCCUGACACUGGUUAGAGAACCUACAGGAGCCUAGCAUUUCAGAUAUUUUUAAAAUGGACUUUUGACUGUUUAAGUUAUAACUGGAUCACUUGUACAGUGAUCGUAAACUGAGACAAUGAUUGUUAUUUAAUGAAUUUUUAUUCUGUUCUUAUUUAUUGGUUGACGUUUCAUCCUUGGGAGAAAUGCUGCACAUGUAUGAUGUGUUUAUUCAUGGUGUUUUAUCUUAUGUGCUGUCAAAUGGUAAUUUAAAUUGGCCAAUAUGUUUUCAUGUAUAGUUUGUGUGUUCUGGAGAGAGUCGUAGGGGAAGACAAAGGCUGCUGGCACCAGCAUUUUAAUGACCUCAUUUUUUUGUUUAUAGCUUCCUGUUUUUUGUUCAAACGUGCCAGCUUACCUGGAGUAUCUAAGAGGAGGGUUUCUUUUAAGAAACUUCAACUGUAGUUUCCCAACUAUCCCCAUUUGGUUCUUCUACAAGGCAGUGACGCAUACUCGGCUUGCAUAAAAUGCCAUAAUCUUGUAAUCUAAUCUGCUCUUUGCUGCCUACCUCAGCAAAAUUUGAACAAACAGUUUCAAACGUGCUUCACACUCAUGGAGAGGGUUGGUUCUAUGACUCAUACAAUAAGAUCCUCUAAAUGUGUAAAACAUAGAAAGUGUUCCACUGUGGAUACUGUUAUGGAUUGAAACCAGUCUGCAGAUGGUAAAAACUAAAAAUUCUUUAGCCUACUGGUCCCUGUUAUCACUUACAAUCAAGUUGCGUCAGUUGGAGCGGUGAGUUGCUGCAAAGUGGAUGCACUUCACACCUGAUCCUGGACAUGGAUCCCAUGUUUUCUGUGUUAUUUAGGCUACCAUUGGUUGGGUGUGCUUCUUUUUACCACGGUGAAUGAGUAAAGCUAAUUAUGGAACUAACUCCUCAGGUACUGGCUCUUUCCCUAAUGUGAUCACUGUAAAUAUUAAUAUUGUACAGAUCAAUGUGAAUAGUAGCACUAUUAUUGUACAGGUAGAAUACUGUGUGUACACUGUCACUCAACAAGCUCCUAACCUUUCACUCUCCAGGGUGUGAUGUUGCAGUCAGCCCACAGCGUUUUGUAUUUUUAUUUCUUAUUCUCAGUGGACUUUGCCAUAUCCACAUCUGCAGGACUAAGAUGCACCCAGAACUAAUAACAAAAAAUAAUUAUGUAAAUAUUACCCCCAAAAGUCAGAGCUCAACUUUCAAAUAAAAAUGGGUUUAACUGUU